Oncorhynchus kisutch (coho salmon) is the source of this 5632-nucleotide messenger RNA. RefSeq names its product volume-regulated anion channel subunit LRRC8C-like. Gene Ontology annotation, molecular function: protein binding. The transcript has 7 exons. Bases 136 to 2499 code for a protein of 787 amino acids. Gene Ontology annotation, cellular component: cytoplasm. NCBI's taxonomy places the organism in Eukaryota, Metazoa, Chordata, Actinopteri, Salmoniformes, Salmonidae. The record is from RefSeq and is a predicted model, not a curated record.
GUGGCAGAGUGAGGAGCUCUCUUAUAAACCUCUGCCCUGCACACCAACAGCUGGGACACACCCAACUGACCUUUUUCCAGAGCCCUGGACAACACACGCUAGUGUUAGUGCGUGCGUCCAUGAUAAACAGGAGCCAUGAUUCCUGUGACGGAGUUCCGGCAGUUCUCAGAGCAGCAGCCACAGUUCCGGGUUCUGAAGCCCUGGUGGGAUGUGUUCACAGACUACCUCUCUGUGGUCAUGUUAAUGAUCGGAGUGUUCGGAUGCACCCUACAGGUGAGGCAGGACAAAAUCAUCUGCCUUCCCCAAAAAAUGACCAUGUACAACCAAACAAUACUCUUACCAAAUAAAACUGCUGUGCAGCCGGAUGUGCCCGAGAUGAUGGGCCGGAAAACCAACCUGGACUUCCAGCAGUAUAGCUUCAUCAACCAGAUGUGCUAUGAGAAAGCUCUGCACUGGUACGCCAAGUACUUCCCUUACCUAGUCCUCAUACACACCCUCAUCUUCAUGGUGUGUAGCAAUUUCUGGUUCAAGUUCCCAGGCUCCAGCUCUAAGAUAGAGCAUUUCAUCUCCAUCUUGGGAAAGUGCUUUGACUCCCCCUGGACUACUAGAGCUCUGUCCGAGGUGUCUGGAGAGAACCCAGAGGAGAAGGACAUCAAGAAGAGUAGGGCGAUCCUCAAUGUGUCUGUAGAGGGGAACCUGGACAACCUGGAGAAGACCCAGUCCCUCAAAUCCAUCCCAGAGAAGAUUGUAGUGGACAAGCCCACAGCCAGCGCUCUGGAUAAGAAGGAAGGAGAACAGGCCAAAGCUCUAUUUGAGAAGGUGAAGAAGUUCCGCCUGCAUGUCGAAGAGGGGGACAUCCUCUAUGUUAUGUAUGUUCGCCAGACUGUUCUCAAAGUGUUCAAGUUCCUCCUCAUCAUCGCGUAUAACAGUGCUUUAGUCUCUGAGGUGCAGAUCACAGUGAAGUGCAGUGUGGACAUACAGGACAUGACGGGAUAUAAGCAUUUCUCCUGUAAUCACACCAUGGCCCACCUGUUCUCUAAGUUGUCGUACUGUUACCUGUGCUUCGUGGCUGUGUACGGAUUCACCUGCCUCUACACUUCCUAUUGGCUCUUCUACCGCUCACUGAAGGAGUACUCCUUUGAAUACGUGAGGCAAGAAACGGGAAUCGAUGACAUCCCAGACGUGAAGAAUGACUUUGCCUUCAUGCUGCACAUGAUCGACCAGUAUGAUCCACUGUAUUCCAAGAGGUUUGCAGUGUUCCUGUCUGAGGUCAGCGAGAACAAACUGAAACAGCUGAACCUGAACCAUGAAUGGACGCCAGAGAAGCUGCGUCAGAGACUGCUGACCAACCACAAUGACAGACUGGAGCUGCAGCUGUUCAUGCUGUCUGGGCUCCCGGACACCAUCUUCGAGGUGACAGAGCUCCAGUCCCUGAAGCUAGAGAUCAUCAACAACGUAACCAUCCCAGCUUCCAUCGCCCAGCUGGAAAACCUCCAGGAGCUGUCUCUGUAUCAGUGUUGCUUUAAGAUCCACACCACAGCCACUUCCUUCCUCAAGGAGAAACUCAAGGUGCUCAGGGUAAAGUUUGAUGACAGCAGGGAGCUGCCUCAUUGGCUGUACCACCUGCGGAAUCUAGAGGAACUCUACCUCAUUGGCUCAUUGAGUCCUGACGCUUCGAAGAAUGUGGGUCUGGAGUCCCUGAGGGAGCUGAAGCACCUGAAGACCCUCUCGCUCAAAAGUAACUUUACAAAGAUCCCCCAGUCCAUCGUAGAUGUGUCCAGCCACCUGCAGAGGCUGUACAUCUACAAUGAUGGCACCAAGCUGGUGAUGCUCAACAACCUGAAGAAAAUGGUGAACUUGACUGAAUUGGAGCUGGUGCACUGUGACCUGGAACGCAUCCCACAUGCUGUCUUUAGCCUCACAAACCUACAGGAGUUGGACCUGAAGGAAAACAACCUGCGCUCCAUUGAGGAGAUAGUCAGCUGCCAGCACCUCCACAAGCUGACGUGCCUGAAACUCUGGCACAACAGUAUCUGCUACAUCCCUGAGCACAUCAAGAAGCUUGGCAGCCUGGAGCGCCUCUACUUCAGUCACAACAAGAUAGAGAUCUUGUCCCCGCACCUGUUCUUAUGCAACAAGCUUCGUUACCUGGACCUGUCCAACAACGACAUCCGGUUCAUUCCGCCGGAGAUUGGCGUCCUACAGAGUCUUCAGUAUUUCUCUGUUACGUGCAACAAGAUCGAGAACCUCCCAGACGAGCUCUUCUUUUGCAAGAAGCUCAAAACCCUCAAGCUGGGCAAGAAUAUGCUGUCUUUGCUCUCACCAAAGAUCUCAUACCUGGUUCUAUUGACACACCUGGAACUGAAGGGCAACCAUUUUGAGCUCCUGCCUCCAGAGCUGCGGUUCUGCCGGGCGUUGAAGCGUGGCGGCCUAGUGGUGGAGGACGUCCUGUUUGAAACCUUGCCUUCGGAUAUCAGAGACAAAAUGAAGGCUGAGUGAAAUGCUUUACAGUAUCUAUGCAAAAGGCCCUGCCAUACACUAGCUUCCUGUCCAGGGGGUGUACUUUCACAUCAAGCUGCCUUACAUAAACAGGAGAUUGGCUUCUGCCAUAUGGGCCAUUCCGGCUUGGACAAGCCAAUUUAUAUGUCUGUGCAAAAAUAAAAUGACAAUCUUGUCUUAAUCUGACAAUCCUAGUCGACCAAAAUGGUAGAUUUUACUGUAUACUUAGCUCAUGAUCAAACUCUAAACACUAUACCCUCAGUUCGUAAUGGGGAACAGUUAUGAUAUUCAUUGGUGUAUGUUUUUGAGUAUUAUGUCUAAGUGUUGCUAUAUAACAGAAGGAAAUAUGGCUUUAUGUUGUAAUUUAAUGGUUCUUAACAAUAUAAUUAGUCACAGGCAAGGUAUACUUAGCCCUGGUACCAGCCUAUUUGUGCCAGAGGACAACAAAUGCCCACUUUCAUUGAAGCCACGGAAGUUCAUGGCUGACUGUAGUUUUGCAGGCAUUGAUAGCAAAAAACAGGAUCCCCAUUAUAGUGAAUGAAAAAAUGUCAAUCUUCGUGGUCAAUGCGCUAUUGCAUCUUCACAUAGGAAUGAAAUGGUGUCAUGUGAUGGAUGUCUUUGUCCAUUCAUAUAUACAGUCAUUGAUUUGUGCUAACAUUCGACUGCUUGUACUUGGAAUGUUUUGCAUGACAUGGAGUGGCAAGGAGUGGAAUGAUAGCAUAAACAGAUAUGGGACCAAGCUAAGGUAUACUGUCCAUCAGAUGAUAUCAAUUACUAGAUUGCUUGUUCUUGUAUUUAUUACACUGUAAUGUAUUGUGCAGUUUGUCUAGCACGCUUCAUUCAACAUAAACUGGAUGGAUUGCAGGCUUAUAAUCAGAAAAUUAGAAUGCAUACUAAAAUGGAAAAUGUUAAGAAUUCUCUAGUCUGUGGGGUAAAAGUGGAGAGAAGCAUUCAAGGCAGUUGUGUCCUCUAGCCAUCUCUAUGGUCACUUGAGGACAGAUGGCAUUCAUGACAGGUGUGCCCUCUAACCAGCUCUAUGGCCAGGUACAAAAACGGGCAGGUUUGAGGGCACCUCCUUUCUAUUCCGGCAGAGAAGCUAAACAUCCCACACCCACAUUUUUCCUGAUCUAGGCGGGGCCACUCUGGUCUACUUAUUGCCCUCCCCCUGCGGAAGGGGUGCCCCAGAGACUGUAGGGAAAGGAGAUAUCUCACUGGCUUUUUUUUUUUUGGUCGGGGGGGUGGAGUGAGUGGGAUAGGGGACAAUAAGUAGACCAGCGACAGCUGUUCCCUCUCAUGUGAGCCUGCCAGAUAUUAUAGAGGCAGUGAGCUCACAUUGGAAAGCAUGCUUAAAGUAUUUUUAGCAUAUUUGAGCAUAUUAGCGUAUGUGCUACUGUGCAUCUGCUGGUAUAGUGUGAAUAUCUUUUGAAUGCAUCAAUGUUAACUCUUUAGGGACUAUUGUGAUGAGUCCAAAGACCAACAUUGGAGUGAAUCUGACUUUUGUCUGAGAAUAUUUUUUGAUGAUAAGUGUUACAUAGUUAAUUGUUAGUAGUUUUUGAUAAAAUACUGCAUUUAUUAGUGGGUCUUAUGCUUGUGGAAGGCUUAUAUUGAGCCUAAAUAUAAUUUUGCUGACUGUUUAAAAUGCAGUGUAUUUUACCAUUAAUUGUACAACACAGCAUAUUUAGAGAAAACAUUUUUAAAAAUUGAAAGAUAUAUAUAUAUAUAUAUAUAUCGGGAAUCACCCACAAGUUUUUAAAAAAUCGAGAUAUAAUUUUUAGGCCAUGCCCAGCCCUAACUUCAAGUAGUAGAAGAAGAAAAUGUACUACUUCAAAAUGGAGAUACCCUCAAUGGUGCUGCCCAUAGUCCACUCUUCAGUACAUGACACACUCACAUCAGGCAAGGAUGCACAGGAUUCUUGGAGGCAGAAAGACCCCAUUGUCAACUGCGCCCAUUUUAGUUUAUAAGUAAUAUCUAGAUUCUAGAGUCUAAACAAAAACACUACUUUGGGUUCUUGUAUGCUUACAAUGUUGUUUUGAUUAUUGCAUGAGCAGUCGUUAAGAUUAUAUUUGUUUGUGACCUUUGCAAAAAUACCUAUUUGGAUCCAGCAGUUGUUAGCUAGAAUGCUAACACCCAUUUUACUGGUUGAAGUUGAGUUUAAGUACAAUGCAGUUUUUACGUUAUAUUAAGCAAGACAUUCAUACGAGUCUUAAAAUCUAAUUUUAAUCCUAAAGUAGUCUGAAAUGUACUCAUAACAACAUCUAAAUGGAGCCUUCUUUUGCUGGUGCUCUAUGAGAACUCCCCCGUGUUCUGCAACCAAUAUAAUAAAUGGUGGGUUAUAUUUUUCCUUUUGGAAAUGUUUUUUGCAUAUCCCAACUCCCCCUGAUACACCCUCGGAGAGUGGGGUCAUGGCCAUUAUCAACGGCGACCCUGGCGCAAUUAGGGUUAAGUGCCUUGCUCAAGGGCACAUCCACAGAUUCUUUUCACUUUCUAGGUUCGGUUACCCUUGUGCAGCAAUGUUUGCAAACGCAGAAAGGAUUCUGUUCUCUCACAGAUGACAUAAUGGGAUAUCUACAAUGUUUCGUCCUCUAACUAUCUCUAUGGUACCAACACCAAGUAACGUAACCAUUUUAAUUAAUUUAUCUGUUUUUUCUGUUACAUGUAGUUGCUAAUUGACACACCUUAAAUCACUGUACACACCUUUUGAGCAUUUGUUUCUAUUAUGCUAAUGAAGGCCUAUUUUUUUGUGGCUAUUGCAUUGCUGCUUGAAAUCUUUUCGUGAGCUUUAUAUUGUUUGAUUGCCUGCCAUAUGCUAUCCUAUGUAGCCACCGCUAGCUUGCUCUAGCUUUUGUCUUCUAUGCCACAUGCUAUUGCAGCCUCUUGGCCAUGAGAUUUGUUGCAUUGCUGCACUAAUUAUGUAUAACUUUACUCAUUUACAUUGUAUUUGUAUAUUGUCAUUGCAUUGAUAUUCAUAUUAUACAAGUUAACAGCCACAUAAUUAUGCACAUUAUUGCGUGUUAUUAUUUGUACCUUUUUACUUUUGUAGAUAAACCACACAUACCUACCUACCAGUAACUCGAGAUCUCGGGGCUAUAAGAUUCCGUCAUUUUGGUUCAAAUAAACUCAGCAAAAAAAGAAA